CAGAUUUGGGGGUUGGAAAGAGUUAAGAUUCAGGGUGCCGGUGAGGGUAUAGUUGAAUUCGUUAAAUUUGGGAUCAGCGUGCCAGGAACACACGGCCACUAUUUUCUCACGUGUUCUCACCACCUCCUUUGGGGUCUGCAGACCUUACAGAGAGGCAGACUUUGCGGCCCAGGUAGGAUUUCUCCUUGCCUGCUUCACCUGUCUCUGAGGCGGGCAGAGUGGAAGGUCUCCCCGCCAGCCUGGACACGCUGGAAAUCUCAGGCCUGGCCUGGUAUAGUGGAGGCAGGUGCCCUACGCUGGGACCUUUGGGGAUUGGGGUCAAGUGACAGGGGCACCCACUCAGGACCCCUGAAGCCCUGUUCUGGGCUGGCUGGCACCUGCGCAUGGGUUUUCUCCUUUGGUGAUUUCCAGGAGUACUGCUGAGGUCCCCAGAAGCUGGUGGUUUUUUUGGAGGGGGGCUGUGCCCCUCCCCACGGACCCUUUAGAAAGCCCCAAUCUCCCCCUGCCAUUUGCAUCCAAGAUGGACUCUCGCUGCCGCUCCUCAGGCUUCCUUGUCAUCAUCCCUCACGCCCUCCAGCCCUGCCUCCUGCUCGCGGGUUGCCAAGCCGCGGCCUGGCCGGCGGUGGCAGUGGCGGAGUUAGACAAAGCCCCCGCCUCCCCGCCGGAGAGCACCCCCCCCCAGGCGCCCCAAGUGGCGGGAAGGCCGCCAGCUCCCCAGGCCCAGGCCGCUCUUUGUCUGGCGUGGGGGCGGGGAGCUGCGCCUGGCCCCAGGAGCUGCUGGCCUCUGCCAAUCCCUCCCUCGGCUCGGGCCCUCCCUGGUCCCUGCACACUGCGUGCAUUGUCUGUGAUGCUCAGAGACUGUCGUGCUCACGCCCAGUCUGGUUUUCUCCCUGGCCUCCUGCAGCCUCAUGCUCUGGCCCUCCCUGUGUCUGCCGAAGUGCGUGGGCAUGAGUAGAACUCAGGGCCCUUCUGCCAUCUCUCUCCAGGGCCACAUCUCCCCCUGCCUUUUCAACAAAGAGUAAGGGACUGGCACUGACACAGAAUUGGGGUCACCUACCACAUCACAUGGUGAUGGGAAAGGCAAGCCCCGAGCUAUUACCCGACCCAAACCAGGAGAUUUCUCCUCCCUCUCCCUUGGCCUCGCAAGACCUAACCCUUGCCCCAUGGAAGAGUGGGAUGUAGGCCUUUAGACAUUGUGUUGGGAAUCAUUGCCCCAAACAGAUAGAGAAACUGAGGCCCAGAGAGGGAAGGGCCUCAUCCAAGGUCACACAGCCAGGAGUGGCACAGCCAGACCGGCUUCUGGUCCACGCCCUUGUCUGUAGGAGCUCAGAUGGGACUGGGAGGCAGGGAGGCAAGAAACCAUGACAAGCAACAAGGGGUGAGGGCUAAGGAUGGUGCAGGGAAUGCACUCCUGAGUCCUGCUCCCCUCCUGCCUAGGAACUGGAAUCUCCCAGACACUUUGGUGCUGUGCAGGGCUGCAUACUCCUCCCCUGGUCUUGCAUUCAGCAGCCUGGCCUUCCAGAGAGGUGUGAUAUCUUGGAGUGGUCAGGACUGGAACCCAGGUCUGGGGCUGCAAAGACCACAUUCACUGCCCUCAUCACAAGCUGGGAGUGUCCACCCGCCCUCCACCAGUAUGGCCACAUCCUCCCAGUACCGCCAGCUGCUGAGUGACUACGGGCCACCAUCUCUAGGUUAUACCCAGGGAACUGGGAACAGCCAGGUACCCCAAAGCAAAUAUGCUGAGCUGCUGGCCAUCAUUGAAGAGUUGGGGAAAGAGAUUAGACCCACCUAUGCAGGGAGCAAGAGCGCCAUGGAGAGACUAAAACGAGCCUCUUCUCUUCCAGGCAUCAUUCACGCCAGAGGACUGGUUCGAGAGUGCUUGGCUGAGACGGAACGGAAUGCCAGGUCCUAGCUGCCUAUCAGCGUAGAAGGUUUUCCAUCUUCUUCCAAGACCAGAAGUUACAGCUCAUCUCCCAUGUUCAGAUGAAACUCUUGUUUUCAAAAUGGUAACAGUUUGGUUUCUCCUUCCCGUGUCCCUCCCAUGGUUCAUGAGGCUCUGAGAUUGAGAAAUACUUUGCAGUUGACUAGGAUUUACAUUUUAAAUAGGAAUUACCCAGGGUUUUUUGUUUUUAUUUUUAUUUUUAUUUUUUUAAGCAUUUUUAUUUUUUUGUUUUCUUUUUUUUUAAGCAUUGAUUUAAAAGAUGCACGUAAAAGAUCCCUAUCUCACAGCAGAUAUCCCAGCUCCUUUCAUCCUCUUUUUGGAGUACACUUAAGUUACUCAGAUUGUUUUACAUGAUCUUUCAUAAGCUAAUACAACUUUGAGGGUUUUGUUUUGAGUGCAUACGUUUGCCACAUGGUGUGGAUUCUGCUUAAUGUAACUUCUUUUGAGCUUAAUUAAGCAUUUGCUUGCAUGACUAUUAGUGCUUUGAGGUCAAUUUAAAAAAUGCACAAGUUAUAAAUACAGAAGAAAGAGCAACCUACCAAACCUAACCUAACAAGAACUCCCCCUCCCCCACCAAAAUUUUCCUACUAAGACUGUGUGGAUUUCAGUUCUGCUUUUCCUGUAAGUUGGUCCAAACAUCUGGAAGAAAAUGACUAAAACUGUUUGCAUCUUUGUAUGUAUUUAUUACUUGAUGUAAUAAAGCUUAUUUUCAUUAACAAUUUGUAUAAGGUGUGGGUUCCUUGAAUCUUUAAGUGGUAUU
Molecule: messenger RNA, 2702 nt
Organism: Nyctereutes procyonoides (raccoon dog)
Lineage: Eukaryota; Metazoa; Chordata; Mammalia; Carnivora; Canidae
Gene: CDK2AP1
Product: cyclin dependent kinase 2 associated protein 1
Exons: 4
Coding region: 1331-1912 (193 amino acids)
Cellular component (GO): cytoplasm; nucleus
Source: RefSeq, a predicted model, not a curated record